UCGAUAGAUUCACAACACUCUAGUUUUAUCAUUCUUUUCCAAAGCUCUUCGUCAAGUUGCUUCGAUCAAUCUCACCAGUUCUCUUUUGGAAAUCGGAGAUGUCAGGAAGAGGAAAGGGAGGGAAGGGAUUGGGAAAGGGAGGAGCCAAGAGGCACAGGAAGGUUCUCAGAGACAACAUUCAAGGUAUCACCAAGCCUGCCAUUCGUCGUCUUGCUCGCAGAGGUGGUGUCAAGCGUAUCAGCGGUCUCAUCUACGAGGAGACCAGAGGUGUCCUCAAGAUCUUUCUCGAGAAUGUCAUUCGUGACGCCGUCACCUACACUGAGCACGCUAGGAGGAAGACGGUUACCGCCAUGGAUGUUGUCUACGCCUUGAAGAGGCAAGGCCGCACUCUCUACGGUUUCGGCGGUUAAUCUCAGAAUUAUUAGGGUUAUGGAAUUUGGGAAAUUCUGGUUUCUGAGAUCCGUGUUAAUGGUUCGAUUAGUCAUAUAAAAAAAAAAAAAAGUAAAUCUAGGAGUUUAGCUACUGCUUUUGUUUUUUCUGUUGUUAUGUUUGUUCUUUGCCAAUGUGAUGUGAUGAUGAUGAUGUAGUUUAAAAUCUUUGCAAUCUUAUGCUUAGAAGAAAAUCUAAUGAGAAUGAACCCCAAUUUGCUCAA
This is a messenger RNA of Camelina sativa (false flax), 652 nucleotides long. RefSeq names its product histone H4. The record is from RefSeq and is a predicted model, not a curated record. Gene Ontology annotation, cellular component: nucleosome. Gene Ontology annotation, molecular function: DNA binding; protein heterodimerization activity; structural constituent of chromatin. NCBI's taxonomy places the organism in Eukaryota, Viridiplantae, Streptophyta, Magnoliopsida, Brassicales, Brassicaceae.